This is a messenger RNA of Acytostelium subglobosum LB1, 249 nucleotides long. RefSeq lists its product as hypothetical. The transcript has 2 exons. Lineage: Eukaryota; Evosea; Eumycetozoa; Acytosteliales; Acytosteliaceae. The coding region runs from base 1 to 249 and encodes 82 amino acids. The record is from RefSeq and is a predicted model, not a curated record.
AUGACUCUCCUGAAAUCAAUUACUUCCAUGGGUGGCGUGUCAACCAGUGCCUUGUCCAAGAGCGUAGUUUCUGGUGGAAUGUCCAGUUCAUCGAUCCAGGGAUCAAACUCGGUUGCCUGUGGCGGUUGUAGCCCAUGUGGACCAAACAUUGAUAUCAAUGUCGAUGUCGAUGUCAACCUCAACCUCAACGGUCUCCUCGGAGGUGUCCUCGGUUGUGUUGGUGGUCUCCUUGGAGGAAUCUGUCUCUAA